UUUAAACAAACAGCGGGGCCGGGGGCGUUGCGGGGACGGAGGCGGGAAAGGGCAGGGACUUUGGGGGUCGCACACUGAAGACAGGGGCGGUGAACGCGUGGAGGGCAUGAGAAGGAGUCCAAACUCUCUGAGAAAUAGGGAAUGAAGGAAAUACUGAAGCAAGAAACGAAGUGUGAGAAGGAACACAAGCGCGAAAAAAGCGUGAGAGGGCGCAAGAGCUUGGCUGACCAAAAGUGCGCUUGGAGGUAGGGACAAGGGUGGAACACACCCAGCCCCAGCAGCAUAGGUACGGUGGGAGCAGGAGGAUACUAUCUUUCCCUGAGCCCAUUUUCCAUAGGUGGUCCCCUUUUAGCCAUUUUUAAGGUAAAAUGUUGGCCCCGGUUAUUUUUGCUUGUUUGUUUUGGGGUUUUGUUUUGUGUGUUUUUUGUUGUUGUUGUUGUUUUUUAGAAUAUAAGGAAAGAAACGUCAGAGGAAGCUGUACUAAAGCGAGGCUGCGCAAGGCGCAGGAAAGGCAGAGGGUGGCGCCUUUUUUAAAGAAGAUUCUAUCUUCACCCUAAAGCUCAGGCCGUACCACACACACACACACACCCCACGUUUUCCUCCCUCUGUCUGCCUCCUAUUUCCCCACCCCAGCCCCGCUCCGGGCACGAACGGAUCGCCUUUAAACCAGUCGCAGCUCCAUUCCAGACGCCCUUCUUCUCAGGCCGGGCGGUGAGCUGAUGGCCCAAGUUCGGGACUCGCCCUCCGGCUCUUUGGUCCGCUGGAGCUCGGGAGGUGGGGGAGGAGCCUCUCCCGAGGAGGCGGCUGAAAAGGCGGGGAAAAUGGAGAAGGAGGCGGUGGGGGCGACAAAGGCAUGUUCAGGCCAGGGAGCUGAGGAGAUGAAGCUGGAGCCGUUACAAGAGCGAAAGCCUGCUCCUGAGAACUUGACGUGGAGUGACAGCGGCGACGAUAAGAAGGUGCUCCCUUCAACCCCCCCUCGCUGUUACAGCAGCUCCUCGCCCCUUUGCCCGCGCCGCAAGCCCCGCCCUCGGCCCCAGCCCCGGGCCCGCUCCCGAGGCCCGCCCGGCCUCUUGGCCCCACCCCAGCCUCCAUCCCAUCCUCCCCCUCCGCCUCUGACCAGACCACAGCCCUGGCGCCGACUACGGCGUAGAUCCAGGCCAGGGUCUAGGCCCCAGAUGCUGCAAAGCUGUUUUAGUGACCUAGGUGGCUCUGGGGAUCGAGGUGGCUUAGGGGACUGGUUGCUGGAGGUGGAGUUUGAUCAGGGUCCUACAGGCUGCUCUCAUGUGGAGAGCUUUAAAGUGGCUAAGAACUGGCAGAAGAACCUGAGGUUGAUUUACCAGCGUUUCAUAUGGAGUGGGACCCCAGAAACUAGGAAACAUAAGGCAAAGUCGUGCAUCUGUCAUGUAUGUAGUACCCAUAUGAACAGACUCCACUCUUGUCUCUCCUGUGUCUUUUUUGGCUGCUUUACUGAGAAACAUAUUCACAAACAUGCAGAAACAAAACAGCACAAUUUAGCUGUAGACCUCUAUCAUGGGGUUAUAUAUUGCUUUAUGUGUAAGGAUUAUGUAUAUGACAAAGACAUGGAACGAAUUGCCAAAGAAACAAAAGAGAAAAAUUUGAAAUUACUAACUUCCACCUCAACAGAUGUUUCUCAACAGCAGUGUAUGGCAUCAGGUGUUGAAGAGAAGCAUUCAACCUGUGAGUCAAAGGAACAGGAGCCAAAAUUGGUGAAACCCAAGAAAAAGAGGAGAAAAAAGUCAGUCUAUACCAUAGGCCUGAGAGGGCUUAUCAAUCUUGGGAACACAUGCUUUAUGAAUUGUAUUGUCCAGGCACUUACCCAUAUUCCUCUAUUGAAAGAUUUCUUUCUCUCUGACAAGCAUAAAUGUAUAAUGACAAGCCCCAGCUUGUGUCUUGUCUGUGAAAUGUCUUCUCUUUUUCAUGCUAUGUACUCUGGGAGCCGAACUCCUCACAUUCCCUAUAAGUUAUUGCAUCUAAUAUGGAUUCAUGCAGAACACUUAGCAGGGUACCGGCAGCAGGAUGCCCAUGAGUUCCUCAUUGCAAUAUUAGAUGUGCUGCAUAGACACAGCAAAGAUGAUAGUGUUGGGCAGGAGGCCAGUAACCCCAACUGCUGUAACUGCAUCAUAGACCAAAUCUUUACAGGUGGCUUGCAGUCAGAUGUCACAUGUCAAGCUUGCCAUAGUGUCUCUACCACAAUAGACCCAUGCUGGGACAUCAGUUUGGACUUGCCUGGCUCUUGUGCCACAUUCGGUUCCCAGAGUCCAGAGAGAGCUGACAGCACAGUGAGUAGGGAUGACCACAUACCAGGAAUUCCCUCACUCACAGACUGCCUACAGUGGUUUACAAGGCCAGAGUACCUAGGAAGCAGUUCCAAAAUCAAAUGUAGUAGUUGCCAAAGCUAUCAGGAAUCUACCAAACAACUCACAAUGAAGAAAUUACCUAUUGUGGCCUGUUUUCAUCUCAAGCGAUUUGAACAUGUAGGUAAACAGAGGCGAAAGAUUAAUACUUUUAUCUCCUUUCCCUUGGAGCUGGACAUGACUCCAUUUUUGGCCUCCACUAAGGAGAGCAGAAUGAAAGAAGUCCAGCCACCAACAGACUGUACAUCCAACGAGAAUAAGUAUUCCUUGUUUGCAGUGAUUAAUCACCAUGGAACUUUGGAAAGUGGACACUACACCAGCUUUAUCCGACAACAAAAAGACCAAUGGUUUAGCUGUGAUGAUGCCAUCAUCACCAAGGCUACCAUUGAGGACUUACUCUACAGUGAAGGGUAUUUACUGUUCUAUCACAAGCAGGGUCUAGAGAAAGAUUAGUCUUGUAAGACCACUUACCAGAAAAAAAGUGAAAGAAAUGAAUAUACAAGGAUCCUGAAGUGACACACAAACUUCCCUGGAAUGGAUGAUGAUAAUAGCCAAACAACAACAAGCACCUCUUGAAAUUUCACAAAAACCUACCUGGCAUGGACAAUGACAAUAGCACCUAUAUGACAGGUAGCACCUUGAUAUGAAGAACUUUUUUACAUGGCUUGUGGGUCUGUAAGAGGAAAAAAAAUACUAACUAGUGACCAUUUAGCCUUAAGAAAGGGGAGGAGGGAGAAGAGGUUAAAAAUGGUCACAUAAAGCAUAAUUAAAUGAACAGAAUGCUUUAGGUGGAAAGAGUGGGAAUGGAGAUGUUCUGCGAGUGCUAUAUGUCAUUUGUUUCUACAAAAAUACCAUGGGGAAUCAGGGAGUAUUUCUACAUUAACAAAAAACUUCACAAUUAGUGUUCUAGCUGUGGCUGAUUAGUCAAAUAUUUUGAAAAAAGAAUAUUGUAAAAGAGAUUUUAAAAAGCCUUAAAAGAAAACAUUUAAAAAGGAAAAAACCUUUUUUUAAAUUUUAAAAUAAAAUGUUUUAAAUGUUGAAAAAAAUUAAGUUAAAUAUUUUUAAAAGAAAUGUUUCAAAAUUUAAAAGUUUUUAAUUUAAAAUUUCAAAAUGAUUAAUAAAAUAAGGCUUAAAAUAAAUUUUAGAAAUUCUUAGUUUACAAAAGGUAAAAUGAAUAAAAGAAGGACAAAGAUAAAAAAUGAAAGUUUACAAAAAAGUUAAAGUGAAAGAAAGUUUUAAAAGGGGAGGGGAGCUCUUAAAAGUUUAAAUAAGGGGCGCCUGGGUGGCUCAGUCGUUAAGCGUCUGCCUUCGGCUCAGGUCAUGAUUCCAGGGUCCUAGGAUCGAGUCCCGCAUCAGGCUCCCUGCUCGGCCGGGAGCCUGCUUCUCCCUCUCCCACUCCCCCUGCUUGUGUUCCCUCUCUCGCUGUGUCUCCCUCUGUCAAAUAAAUAAACUCUUUAAAAAAAAAGUUUAAAUAAAAUGUUAAUAUAAAUAACUCUUUAAAUUAGACUAUAAAAUAAUGUAUUGAAAAAUGAGAGGUUAGCAAAAUUCAUGAACAGUUUAAGAAAAUUUCCAAAACUACAGAAUGGAAUGAAAAUUCAAAUUUAAGUUUACAGAAAAGUUUUAAAGGAAAAAAAAACUAGCACAAUUGAAGACAGACACAAUUUGUUUAAUUUUUUUAAUUUAAAAAAAAUUUAAAAAGGAAAAAUUAAGAGAAAAAUAGAGAAUUUUAAGAUAUAUAAAAACUUUAAGGAAGUCCAACUUGAGAGAUUUAAAUAAAAACUAAAUAUUUAAACAAGAAGGAUAAAAAUAAAAAUUUUUAAAGAAAAACAUUUAAAUAAAAAUCAAAUUUAAAUUAAAAACAAGUAGAAAAAAUAUUAAUAUUUUAAAAACUUAAACAGUUUUAUUUUUAAAUUUAAGCAUAUUAAAAUUCUCACAGGUAUGAAAACUAAAAGGAGAUAGGAAUAACAAGACAAAAAAGUCUUGUUAAUAUUUCUGUUUGAGUUCUAUGUUGAUACAUAAAUAGAAUUUGAAAAAAAAAUAGUCAACCAUCAUUUUACUACUCAAUUGUGAGAUCAGUGCAAGGCCUGAACUCUAGCCUACCUUCCCUUUUCAAGUUCCACACCCCAUCUGAUUUCCUAAAGAGCUGUUUCUUAGGAAGAAUCAACUGCAUCCGAGAAAGAUGAAAAUAGUAGGGACUCUCUCCCAUUUAGAACUGCAUUAUUCAUACAAAUUCUUUGCUACUGAAAAGCGGUUCUUGACAAUUUAGUGGCUUAGGGAUAUUAGAUUACAACUUAAGUUCUGGCUUUGAUGUUCAAGCCCCAUGGCCUGAUUGAGGAAGUGGCAGGGACCCAUAUCUGAGGACAUCCCACCCUCUCUUCCACUUCCCUCUCCAUGGGGAAACAAGACCUUUAUAUAGUAAAGCUAUGGGUUUGUGCUUGACAGUCUUACUCAUUCCUUUACUCCCUCUCUUUUUUCCUUAUUCCAUCAUUCAUGCCUGGUUCCCUGAACCGCUUACUUACCUCCAUCUCUGAUCCCAGCCUAUAGAGCUCCUUCUUUGACUGUUUACCUGGUAGCUUCUAUUCCUCCUUCAAGACCCAACUCACAGAUGACCUCUGGAGCCUUUUCUGAAUGCUCUAGGCAGGUAUAAAUUGGAAAAUUGUUUCUUCCUCAUGCCUAUAUCCCUGUCACUGUGCCUCAAAGUACUUUGUCUGUACCUCAGUAAUAUUCUACUGUGAUUCUACUGGAGCUUUGUGAGUGUCUGCCCCUCUGCACCAAGCAUUCUGAGAACAGGGGGCCAAGCCUUAUUCAUUUCUGUGUUAAUAAAUGUUUGUUGAAUGUGAGGAUGAGUUCAGUUAUUUGCUCUGUUAAUAUGAUCUCACUUAUUUUAUCAAUCAAGCCCUCAAUAGGUGUCCUGUGCUAUAAUACAGUGUGAUCAGGGUUGUAUCUUCCCUAAAGGAAGUGUAUGAAAUGCUACUCAGCUGCAGGGGAUGGCUUAAGAAGGGAGGUGCUCAGUGAGGAAAUAGCCAGGUUGUGUGGAGAGAGUACAAGGUACAACGCAAGGAA
Mirounga angustirostris (Northern elephant seal) is the source of this 5438-nucleotide messenger RNA. RefSeq names its product ubiquitin specific peptidase 51 (gene USP51). The record is from RefSeq and is a predicted model, not a curated record. The transcript is spliced from 2 exons. Gene Ontology annotation, molecular function: zinc ion binding; cysteine-type deubiquitinase activity. The coding region runs from base 720 to 2828 and encodes 702 amino acids. Gene Ontology annotation, biological process: protein deubiquitination. NCBI's taxonomy places the organism in Eukaryota, Metazoa, Chordata, Mammalia, Carnivora, Phocidae.